AAUAAUCUAGUAUUUUAAAUAUUUUAGUCAAUCGCAAUAAUAAUAAUGAUCAAAGUUCACCAAAAAGAAUUGAUGAUCUUAUGGCUUCUUUUUCUGAUUCUGAGGUGUUUUCUGCAGCGAGAAAUAUUGGUUGACGUGAGAAGAGAAGAAAAAAUGCAACAAAAUGAAAGACACAAAGAUAAUGGAUAUGGUAAAAAAGAAGUAGAUUUUGUACCACAUACACCAGCACAAGUAAAUAGUAAAAAUAUAUCUGGACCACCAGUUUAUUAUCCACCUGGAUCUGGUGAAUUUAAAAUGAAAGAAGAAAGAUCUAUGAUUCAAGGAGGUGGUGAAUGGGCCAAGGCACGAGGUGCAUAUGAAUACGAGGCAUCAAGUAAAAGUAAAAAAAGUGAAAAAAGUGGUAAAGCUGUUGUUCCAGUUUGUUUACCACUGUGUUGUGCUCUUCCUUGCGUUAUCAUGUAAUUUUUU
Molecule: messenger RNA, 468 nt
Organism: Aphidius gifuensis
Lineage: Eukaryota; Metazoa; Arthropoda; Insecta; Hymenoptera; Braconidae
Exons: 2
Coding region: 46-462 (138 amino acids)
Source: RefSeq, a predicted model, not a curated record